AUGUUCAAGUCAUUCACCCGUUCACUGCCCCAGGUCUCCAUCUUCCACAACCCGUCCUCGCCGCCCUCCGUAAAAGCCCUCCAGAUCCUCCAAGCGGCGCUCUCCAAUCCCUACCCUCCCCAUUCGAAGGACGGCAAACCGCUCGAGUUCGACCUCCAGGUCGUCGAGCGCCCGCCGACGUCCGACCAGAUCACCACCCUGCUCACGCACUACAACCUCGGCGGCUCCUCCACCGCGAACGGUGGCCUGUCUACCUUCCUCUCGAGCCAUCCUGCCGGCGCAGGGUCCCCCACCCCCACGUCCAACGCGUGCGCGUGGUUAUAUAUGAAUAGGACGCCGGACGCGCUGGUGAAGACCGCGUCCUCGACCCCGUCCGCGCUCAAGUGGCCGAUCGUCGUCGACUGGACGAACGGCAAGGCCGUCGUCGGGGAGAGCGAGGGCGUCAAGAGCAUACUGGACGAGAUCAAGAAGAAGCAGGAGGGGUCAUAG
This is a messenger RNA of Punctularia strigosozonata HHB-11173 SS5, 489 nucleotides long. RefSeq lists its product as uncharacterized. Gene Ontology annotation, cellular component: mitochondrion. Gene Ontology annotation, molecular function: oxidoreductase activity. The record is from RefSeq and is a predicted model, not a curated record. Bases 1 to 489 code for a protein of 162 amino acids. The transcript has 6 exons. Lineage: Eukaryota; Fungi; Basidiomycota; Agaricomycetes; Corticiales; Punctulariaceae.